Molecule: messenger RNA, 1413 nt
Organism: Glarea lozoyensis ATCC 20868
Lineage: Eukaryota; Fungi; Ascomycota; Leotiomycetes; Helotiales; Helotiaceae
Product: PLP-dependent transferase
Exons: 5
Coding region: 1-1413 (470 amino acids)
Source: RefSeq, a predicted model, not a curated record
AUGCCUGCUCCUUUGAAUAUGCCAAUCCAUUUAAAGGCAGGAGAAGUCUCGAGCGAUGUCUCAAAUAAGUACAAAAGAGUCCCUUUUGGAAAAGAGAUGUUGAAGCAGUUCUCGUUUGAUCCUGAGUACCGAAAUGUGAAUCAUGGCUCCUAUGGCAGUUUUCCGAAGCCGAUUAGUGAACUUCGUCGCCAUUAUCUCGACGAGUGUGAGAAAUCCCCAGAUCCAUUCAUCAGAUACGACUUUGGUAGCAUAUUAGACGAGAAUCGAGCUGCUGUUGCUAAACUGGUGGACGCUCCCCUUCAUACGGUGGUAUUCGUCCCGAAUGCUACCACUGGAAUCAAUGUGGUUUUAAGGAAUCUUCAGUGGAACGAAAAUGGAAAAGAUGAAAUCUUGUACUUUAACACUAUCUAUGGUGCUUGUGGUAAGACAGUAUCGUAUACCUCUGAAUACAGCAGAGGCCUCGUCCAGGGUCGAGAAAUAACAUUGGACUACCCAAUAUCCGAUGAAGCUCUCAUCGAGCAAUUUUCAUCCACCAUCCAAGCCUCCAUAGACGCUGGUAAGAACCCACGUAUCGCAAUAUUCGACACCAUCUCUUCACUCCCAGGUGUACGCAUGCCAUUCGAAGCCCUAACCGCCGUCUGCGCCUCCUCCGGUGUCCUCUCCCUCAUUGAUGGUGCCCACGGCAUCGGACACAUCCCUCUCUCCCUCAGCACCCUCAACCCCGACUUCUUCGUCAGCAACCUGCACAAAUGGCUAUUCGUCCCCCGAGGCUGCGCACUCUUCUACGUCCCCCUUAGAAACCAACAUCUAAUCCGCACCUCCCUCCCAACAUCCCACUACUUCGAGCCCAAACAACUAAGUCUCGGAGCCCCCAAUCCCUUCGCUCCAACCACCAAAAGCGGUUUCGUAAUGCAAUUCGAAUCCAACGGCACUAUCGACAACUCUCCCUACCUUACCGUCGCCGAAGCAAUCCGUUGGCGUCGUGAAGCGUGUGGCGGCGAAGAGGCCAUCCACGAUUACUGCCUCGACCUUUCCCGCAAAGGCGCCACACUCAUCGCCUCCAUCCUCAACACCCACAUCCUCGACAACCCCCAGCACACCCUAACAAACUGCCAUCUCUCCAACAUCCUCCUCCCCGUCUCCACCAAACCCUAUCAAGAUUUCCACGUCAUCCCCGAAGAACACGCUCAUUUGGUGGGCGAGUGGAUUCAUACUACCAUGAUCAAAGAUCACAAGACGUUUGUUGCGAUUUUCUAUUUUCAGGAGAAGUGGUGGGGAAGACUAAGUGCGCAGAUUUAUUUGGAGAUCGAGGAUUAUGAGUGGGCGGGGAAUGUGUUGAAGGGGUUGUGUGAGAGGGUUGGGAGGUUGGAGUUUCUUGGGGAGGAGGUGCCGAGGGGGGAUGCGGCUCCUUAG